AUGGACCAUCGCUCUCGAUUAGAACGAGAUUCCGAAGACUCUUACUCACACCUACCUAGAUCAAGAGCUAGUAGCACGAAUUCGACGACAAGUGGAUUUCGCAACUUAGACCUUAUCGCUUCGUCUCAUAGACCUCAACCGCCGUCUUAUAUCAACCGCCUCCCACAUCGUUCUACGACUUAUCUCCAAGAACCUACGUCUUAUCCUUCUCAGAGUGCUUUGGAAACCGAGUGGAGCGAGGGACAGUCACAGUCACAGUCACAAGGAACACCUUUACUACGUGUCGAUCCAGCGCGAGAUAGUUCCUCUUCAUCUUUACCACCUCCGGCAACAUCAACUAUGAGUACCGUAGCUGUAGCAUUCGACCCAAGGUUGGAGAUGGGUAUUCCGCGCUCCUCCUAUAGUUGGCCCGGUCUAGAUUCAGCCUCGGAUUUAUUAGCUCACGACAUGAGCUCUGUUGGUCAUGGAUCCGAUGCCAGCAUGACCCCUCCGAGUGGAUCUCGAUCUUUAACUUCCAGCCCGCCCCGAUUCACCUUGACACCGGAGCAACGAGAGCUUAAGAGGCAGCGGGACCAGGCUCGACGGGAUUCAAAGACGACAGCACGCGCGCGCCGAGCUAUGAGCACUUACUCUUCUGCUUCUCAAUCACCGCCAGUUUCGCUACAUGAAUUUUCCGCAGCGUCACCUGUUCCAGUUUACACGACUGCUCCAUCGCAAAUAUCACUCCUGGCAGAGCCCGCGACAUCUAUUGCCCCGCAAUAUAUGCCAUCUUAUUCCACGUCGCCUCUCCCUGACCACGGCAGCCCGAUGUUCACACAUCAAUUUUCUUCACUACCGCCUAGUGAUUACCUGGGCCUGAAUUACUCACCGGGAUACCCUCCGCCCCCACCAUCCGCUCACAGCUUAUCUUCAUCGUAUAGUCGCCCGUCGCCACCGAUGCAUGAAGCUCAGAUGAUGUAUCCUGUUCAGCCCCCACAAAUUCUUUCUUCUGGAGGCUCAGCGCAAGAAGCCGGCCACGUCCGCGUCGUUCAAAGUCGACCUAAGCCUCAGUGCUGGGAGCAUGGAUGCAACGGACGACAAUUUUCGACUUUCAGUAACCUCCUGAGACAUCAGCGUGAGAAGUCGGGACAGGCAGCUAAGGCUACAUGCCCUAACUGCGGUGCCGAGUUUACGAGAACUACUGCUCGCAAUGGACACUUAUUACAUGACAAGUGCAAGCAAAGACGAAACUCGUAAAACAUUUAAAAAAAAAUAAAAAGAAAUACGACAACACUUUCGACGAUUUCUUAGGGAUGAAUGAUUGUCAGGAUGUCAAUGUGAAAAUAUGGGAGCUACGAGAACUUGGGAAGCGGGAUACGGUUUUAGACGACGGCUCGACCGACACUCGAAACAAUCGGAUAUAUUUUUUUGCUCGGAGUAUAUAUGGGACUACGGAUUAUGGGGACUGAUGAGCUUUGGAAUAUGGCGUGGAAGAUUUAAGCAUAUACCCCUAU
This is a messenger RNA of Annulohypoxylon truncatum, 1493 nucleotides long. RefSeq lists its product as uncharacterized. The transcript is spliced from 5 exons. Lineage: Eukaryota; Fungi; Ascomycota; Sordariomycetes; Xylariales; Hypoxylaceae. The record is from RefSeq and is a predicted model, not a curated record. Bases 1 to 1236 code for a protein of 411 amino acids.